CUCCCGGUUUACAGCCUUUAACACCAGAAAUCAAGUGGGAAAUAUUCGCAGCGAGUGCAAUGUUCCGGAUUAGACAGAUAGCACAAAGGGCUGCGUUGGGCAAUUCUCGUUCGACCAGCUGACGACGCCGCCGCCGCCUUGUUGACGUUUUAUUGGUCUUUGGGAGGUUGGGAAGGAAUGCUGGCAGUGGCGGAGAAUCGUAAAGCAAAGGGGGAAACAAAAGCAACGAGAAACGGUGGAAACAGAGUGGCGAGGAGGAGAAGAAGAAGGAGAGACGCAUGAAAUCGCCUGGUGUUUGUGUGUGGUCGACGAGGGCUGCAGGCCUCAUCUGCAGUUUGCAGGCAGGGCCGUGUAGAUUGCCCCGCUUGGAGAGAUGGCCUGCCCGCCCUCCCGGGUCCCUCCCACGGAGUUUGGGCAGCAGCGUCAGGCCGGAGCUGUGGAUGGUGAAGUGCCGGCAGGUUGGUCACUGCUGACGACGGAUGGCCUGGUGCCGUCUCCGGCCAACUCGCCGCUCGGCUGCCCGCUGCCCGUGGGGGGGGAGGAGGUGAGACCACCGCCCGACACCACCAGCCUCUCCGCGCCGUGGGGUGAGGCCGAGCCGCCCGCGGCACGGGCAAACGGCACGGGCAAACUUCACCCCGACGCACCGAGCGGCAAUCCCAACGCUGCUCCCUCCCGCCAGGAAGUCCCGGGAUCAUUGGACCAAUGGGAGGGGCAGCCCGAGGACAUGACGGCAUCCAGUCGGGGAGAGGGGGCCAACGUGGGUCCUGGCCUCAGCCCCUACGAGCCAGUGCUACCUCACUGGUUCUACUGCAAGAUGGAAGACUCCAAGCCUCUCUGGACUCCCUUCAGUAAACUGGACUCUCUCGUGCUAGAGGAGAAGCAUUGUUCUGCAUCGGAGUUGGAGGAGGUGGUGGUGGCGACGGAUGGCGGGCGUUACGACGUGUCGCUGGCUCGGCGCUCGCGGCACGCCGUGUACUGGCAGGAGGCCACCAGCGAAGUCCGCCGCUGCACCUGGUUCUAUAAGAGCGACAAGGACAGCAGGUUUAACCCCUACACUGAGGAGUGCAGCCAGAAGAUCGAGAAUUCGUACAAGGAGGCAGUGCUAACGAACGAAUGGAACAGGAGGGUGGAGUUCUCCACGGGAGAAGUCAUUAUCCUGCACAAUCCAAAGCUCAUGAUGCAUUUCCAACCCUCUGGCUUGCUGGAUGAGUGGGGCUCGGCCUCGGCGGAGCUGAGCAAGCCCUGGGCGGUGAAGAGGGGCACAGAGCAGACGUACGGGGACAUCUACGCCGGUGAACCGGUGAAGGUGGAUCACUUGGUCUUCAUGGUGCACGGAAUCGGACCGGCGUGUGACAUUCGAUUCCGUAGCAUCAUUCAAUGCGUGAAUGAUUUUCGGAACGCUUCACUCAACCUGCUGCAAACGCACUUCAAGAAGGCACAGGAUGAACAGAAGGUUGGUCGCGUGGAGUUUCUGCCAGUCAACUGGUACUGCACUUUGCAUGGAGAGGCAACCGGGGUGGAUGAGGACAUCCGGAGGAUCACGCUGCCGAGCAUCGGACGCCUGCGGCACUUCACCAACGAGACCCUGCUCGACCUCUUCUUCUACAACAGCCCCACCUACUGCCAGACCAUCGUGGACACGGUGGCCAGUGAGAUGAACCAGCUCCUCGCACUCUUCCAGCAACGCAAUCCCCACUUCAGCGGAGGCGUGUCGGUGACGGGACACAGUCUUGGUUCCUUGAUUCUCUUCGACAUACUGACAAACCAGGUAGAUCCCAGCUCCAAAGAACCAGCACCAAGGCAAUCACUUCCAAAUGGGAAUUGCCAUUCCCGCACUAAGAACGUAAGAAGCUUGGAAGAAGCUCUGAAAACGCACGGGUUAUCCGAGUUCCACAGCGUCCUGGAAAGGGAGAGGUUGGAUUUCGACUCGCUGGUGUUGUGUUCCGAUGCUGAUCUGAAGGAAUUGGGGAUUCCUCUGGGACCAAGGAAGAAAAUCCUUAGUUUGGCAAAGAAGUUGGCCCCUGGCCAGGAACGCCGGGAGGAGGAGCAGAUGGGCGAGCCGGUGGUGAGGGCCAUCCCAGGGAGAGCCAGCAUGCCCCAGCAGGAAGGGGGCGCUGGCGAGCAGUCGCGGAGCCCCCUGGCCACCAGAGGCCUGACUCCCCUCAACGACAAACGAGUGGAUGUCGGCAUCGGGCAGGUCAUGGUAAAUUAUCCACAUCUCCGCUUCGAGCCCGAGAUCUUCUUUGCCUUUGGUUCUCCCAUCGGAAUGUUCCUGACGGUCCGGGGCCUGAAGAGGAUUGAUCCCAACUACAAGUUCCCGACGUGCCGGAGAUUCUUCAACAUCUACCACCCCUUUGACCCGGUGGCUUACAGACUUGAACCUAUGAUCGUCCCAGAGGUGGAACUGGAGCCCAUGUUGAUCCCCCAUCACAAGGGCAGGAAGAGGAUGCACCUGGAACUGAAGGACAGCUUGACGCGCAUGGGCUCGGAUCUGAAGAACGGCCUGUUCUGCUCGCUCCGCAACGCCUGGCUCUCCUUCACCCGGGUCCAGCUGCCCGUGGCCCAGCUGCUGCCCGACCCACCCGCAGCCAGCAGCCAGGCGGCGCCCAGAGAGAGCGCAGCUCGGUCGGAGACGGACGGGGAGGAAGAGGAGGGGGAGCAGCAGCAGGAGGAGAAGAGGGAGGUCAAGAUCGGGAUGCUGAACGGCGGGAACCGCAUUGACUACGUGCUGCAGGAGAAGCCCAUCGAGAGCUUCAACGAAUACCUCUUUGCUCUCCAGAGCCACCUCUGCUACUGGGAAUCGGAAGACACGGCCUUGCUAAUUCUGAAGGAGAUUUAUCAGACUCUCGGUGUCAGCCUUGAACAGGCACCGCACUAACCAGCACCAGCACCGGGACCAGCACCAGCACCUGCACCAGCGGAGACCGGAGUCUCCAGCACGUCCGACAACCACGCCUGCUCCGUUCCCCACUUGAACUUUGCCUCCCUACUUGUGAAGUCAAGCUGCCAACCCGGAGGGUGUGGGGGGUGACCAGCGCUUCCUUGACCUUCCCCGCCGCAAACGGUUGGUCGCCAAAUGCGUCGGAGCACUUGCCUGACUGAAGUACGGAUUUCGAGCAGCGCAAGGCAGCCGUGCAGAACUCUUGCAACCAGCAGAUGCAGGGAGUGGAACCUCUCCCAAGGACUGCACUGGGGGGGGAUAGAUGGAGGGAGGGGGGGGAUGCGAUGCACAGUUGAUUGCAACUCACACACAACUAUAAUCAGCCUUGGCAUCCAACUAACGGGAUUAACUUUGGUUGGUGAUGGGCACUGCAGCAUCAGUAAGGGUGUAUUUUGCAAUGGAAUUUGGCACGUGAUCUGUAACCAUGGACCAGUCAGUAUUGACUAAUCUAUUUGUCGUUUCUAGUUUGGAUUCUAAAUGCACUUUUAAACUGAGUAUGGAUUUAA
Molecule: messenger RNA, 3450 nt
Organism: Leucoraja erinaceus (little skate)
Lineage: Eukaryota; Metazoa; Chordata; Chondrichthyes; Rajiformes; Rajidae
Product: phospholipase DDHD2-like
Cellular component (GO): COPII-coated ER to Golgi transport vesicle
Molecular function (GO): protein binding; metal ion binding; triacylglycerol lipase activity
Source: RefSeq, a predicted model, not a curated record